Messenger RNA from Chroicocephalus ridibundus (black-headed gull), 1430 nucleotides. It is a transcript of the gene ACR, whose product is annotated as acrosin. The transcript has 5 exons. Gene Ontology annotation, biological process: proteolysis; acrosome reaction. Gene Ontology annotation, molecular function: serine-type endopeptidase activity. The record is from RefSeq and is a predicted model, not a curated record. NCBI's taxonomy places the organism in Eukaryota, Metazoa, Chordata, Aves, Charadriiformes, Laridae. The coding region runs from base 81 to 1112 and encodes 343 amino acids.
CGCUGCGGGCACCGUGCCGGCUGCUGCUCUGGUGGCGACGAGCCCGCGGUUCUUGCAGCUGCCAGGUGCCGCUGCCAGCCAUGACUUUGCUCCUCGUCCUCGUCCUGCUGGCCCUGUGCUGGCCCGUGCACGCCACGUGGGACAGCUGUGGAGCGACCUGCGGGCUGCGGCCCAUGGCUUAUCACUACGGCACGUCGCGUGUCGUGGGUGGCACGGACGCCCAGCCAGGGGCCUGGCCCUGGAUCGUCAGCAUCCAGGACCCCUGGGAAGCAGGCACGGGGCACAUCUGCGGAGGGUCCCUCAUCAGCUCGCAGUGGGUCCUCACGGCAGCCCACUGCUUCAUCAACGCCAGGCACAUCAGCAUGUGGCGCGUGGUGGUCGGGGCCACCCGCUUGUCUCGGCUGGGCCCGGAGGUCCAAGUGCGCAAUAUUCGGCGGCUCCUGGUUCACCAGCACUAUAAUAACAUCUCACAGAGCAACGACAUUGCGUUGCUGGAACUGAACCACCCCGUCCAGUGCAGCUACUACACACAGCUCGCCUGUGUGCCCGACGCCUCGCUGAGAGUGUCGGAGCUGACGACCUGCUACGUCAGUGGUUGGGGUGCCACGGCUGCAAGAUCUGCAAAAUCAGCUGAUGUCCUGCAGGAGGCCCAGGUCCACCUCAUCGACAUCAACCUCUGCAACAGCAGCCGGUGGUACAGAGGGGCCAUCCACAGCCACAACCUGUGUGCUGGCUACCCACAGGGUGGCAUCGACACCUGCCAGGGUGACAGCGGUGGUCCUCUGGUGUGCAAAGACAAGAGUGCGGAAUACUUCUGGCUUGUCGGCCUGACCAGCUGGGGGAGAGGCUGCGCAAGAGCCAGGCAGCCCGGCAUCUACACCUCCACGCAGCACUUCUACAACUGGAUCCUGGUCCAGAUGGGACUGCGCCCGGCACCAACAGCUACCCCGACACCACAGCCAGCCUCCACCUCCACCCCCUAUCAGAGGCCAAAGACAACACCAACACAAUCGGACAGGUUUGGAUCCUGCCCGUUUCCACGACAGAAGCUGGUGGAAUUCUUUACUCGGGUGCAGGAGCUCCUGAGGCUCCUAAGAGGGGAAAAGGCUUGAGCAGCAGGACGCACAGGACCCAGCGCAGGCUGCAGCGUUCCACCGCGUCUCCUUCUGGGGCAACACCUGCCGAUCCAAAGGCAGCCUCAGUGCCAAAGGCCUGCUCAGUCCUGCCCACGCUCCUCCGAGUGUACGCGGGUGCGGACGAUGACGGUUGUUGAAAUAAAGUUGCCGAUUUUCUCAGCUAACCGUGCCUCGCUCCAAUUCAGUCUCCUGUGCAAGGGAAGGACUUCCCUGCCCAGCACCUGCGGAGUGGGGCUGCAGGCACACCGUGGGGCACAAAGGGCAAGAGUCGCUCCCGAGGGCUGGCGAUGUGCC